This is a messenger RNA of Brachypodium distachyon (stiff brome), 3484 nucleotides long. RefSeq names its product sucrose synthase 1. Bases 629 to 3055 code for a protein of 808 amino acids. The transcript is spliced from 16 exons. NCBI's taxonomy places the organism in Eukaryota, Viridiplantae, Streptophyta, Magnoliopsida, Poales, Poaceae. The record is from RefSeq and is a predicted model, not a curated record. Gene Ontology annotation, molecular function: sucrose synthase activity. Gene Ontology annotation, biological process: sucrose metabolic process.
UCAUCUUGGGUUGGGAUUUCGCUUGGAUUUGAGCUAAUCUGGCCGGAGAUCUGGGCGUUGCGGCUCCGAGUAGGCAGCCACCUUAUUGAUCGCUGCCUUGCUCCGCCCUUUUUUCUUGGUGUUUUCUUGCUCUUCUUGUGCUUCUUUGGCGGGUCGUCCGGCGUCAGCUCAACCUUCUCCGGGUUUCGCUGACAUGUUCCUGGGUCUAUGGCUUUCUCUGAUCGGAAUCCCUUCUAGAUUGCUUGCCUAGAGAGGUUUCUGGCAACUUCCCGUGGUGUUUAUAAGGGGCUCUUCUUUUUUCCCUAAUUUUUUACCUGGCCCAGUUACAAAUUUUUGGCACUGCCGCAAAAAAGAAGAUGAAGCUUUCAAAUUUAUUCAGUGAGAAUGUGUUUGGUUUUUGACUGCCAUUUUGUGGGUUCGUUGACAUGAAUAAUCUAAAAAUCAGUAAAACCCAUUGGCUCAAGUUGAUGCCUUUUUACCCCUUUGGAAGCAUCAUCAGAAAAAGACUAGUUUAGUGUGGAAUCAGUACUUGAUUUGGUUCGGUGCAAGAUUAGUGCUUGCUUUUUCGUCCCAUCUCGUUGCUAUCUUCGAUCUGUAAGGCUACAUAUCUUGUUUUGUAGUCUGAGCCAUGGCAGCCAAGCUGACUCGCCUCCACAGUCUUCGUGAGCGCCUUGGUGCCACCUUCUCCUCCCAUCCUAAUGAGCUCAUUGCACUUUUUUCCAGGUAUGUUCACCAGGGCAAAGGAAUGCUCCAGCGCCACCAGCUGCUCGCUGAAUUUGAUGCCCUGAUGGAUGGUGACAAGGAGAAGUAUGCACCCUUCGAAGACAUUCUCCGUGCCGCUCAGGAAGCAAUUGUGCUGCCCCCCUGGGUUGCGCUUGCUAUCAGGCCUAGGCCUGGUGUCUGGGACUACAUACGGGUGAAUGUUAGCGAGUUGGCUGUCGAAGAGCUGACAGUUUCUGAGUACUUAGCAUUCAAGGAACAGCUUGUUGAUGAACACGCCAGCAGCAACUUUGUGCUUGAGCUUGAUUUUGAGCCCUUCAAUGCGUCCUUCCCACGCCCUUCCAUGUCCAAAUCCAUUGGAAAUGGGGUGCAGUUCCUUAACCGCCACCUGUCUUCCAAGUUGUUCCAGGACAAGGAGAGUCUCUACCCCCUGCUGAACUUCCUGAAAGCCCAUAACCACAAGGGCACGACAAUGAUGUUGAAUGACAGAAUUCAGAGCCUCCGUGGGCUCCAAUCAGCCCUUAGAAAAGCAGAAGAGUAUCUAAUAAGCAUUCCUGAAGACACCCCUUGCUCUGAAUUCAACCACAGGUUCCAAGAGCUCGGCUUGGAGAAGGGUUGGGGUGACACUGCAAAGCGUGUACAUGAUACCAUCCACUUGCUUCUUGAUCUUCUUGAGGCCCCUGAUCCGGCCAACUUGGAGAAGUUCCUUGGAACCAUACCAAUGAUGUUCAAUGUUGUUAUCCUGUCACCACAUGGCUACUUUGCCCAAUCCAAUGUGUUGGGAUAUCCUGAUACCGGUGGUCAGGUUGUGUACAUUUUGGAUCAAGUCCGAGCUUUGGAAAAUGAGAUGCUUCUAAGAAUUAAGCAACAAGGCCUUGACAUAACCCCUAAGAUACUCAUUGUAACCAGGCUGUUGCCUGAUGCUGUCGGGACUACAUGCGGCCAGCGUCUGGAGAAGGUUAUUGGAACUGAGCACACUGAUAUUCUCCGUGUUCCAUUCAGAACUGAGAAAGGGAUCCUCCGCAAGUGGAUCUCCCGUUUUGAUGUCUGGCCGUUCCUGGAGACAUACACGGAGGAUGUUGCAAACGAACUCAUGAGAGAGAUGCAGACCAAGCCUGAUCUCAUUAUUGGCAAUUACAGUGAUGGUAACCUUGUUGCCACUCUGCUUGCGCAUAAAUUGGGAGUUACCCAGUGUACGAUUGCCCAUGCCUUGGAGAAAACAAAAUACCCUAACUCAGACAUAUAUUUGGACAAAUUCGACAGCCAAUACCACUUCUCAUGCCAGUUCACAGCUGACCUUAUUGCAAUGAAUCACACUGAUUUCAUUAUUACUAGCACAUUCCAAGAAAUUGCUGGAAGCAAGGAUAGUGUGGGGCAGUAUGAGUCCCACAUUGCUUUCACCCUCCCUGGGCUCUACAGGGUUGUCCAUGGGAUUGAUGUGUUUGAUCCUAAGUUCAACAUUGUAUCUCCUGGAGCAGACAUGAGCGUCUACUUCCCGUACACCGAGACUGACAAGAGGCUCACUGCCUUCCACCCUGAAAUUGAGGAACUCAUUUACAGCGACGUCGAGAAUUCCGAACACAAGUUUGUACUGAAAGACAAGAACAAGCCGAUCAUCUUUUCAAUGGCUCGCCUCGACCGUGUAAAGAACAUGACAGGCUUGGUUGAGAUGUAUGGCAAGAAUGCACAUCUGAAGGAUUUGGCAAACCUUGUGAUUGUUGCUGGUGACCAUGGCAAGGAGUCCAAGGAUAGGGAGGAGCAGGCUGAGUUCAAGAGGAUGUACAGUCUCAUAGAGGAGUACAAGCUGAAGGGCCAUAUCCGGUGGAUCUCAGCGCAGAUGAACCGUGUUCGCAAUGGCGAGUUGUACCGCUACAUCUGUGACACCAAGGGAGCAUUUGUGCAGCCUGCAUUCUACGAAGCAUUUGGCCUGACUGUCAUUGAGGCUAUGACAUGUGGUUUGCCGACAAUAGCUACAUGCCAUGGUGGCCCUGCUGAAAUCAUUGUGGAUGGGGUGUCUGGUUUGCACAUUGAUCCUUACCACAGUGACAAAGCUGCAGAUAUCUUGGUCAACUUCUUUGAGAAGUGCAAGGUGGAUCCGACCUACUGGGACAAAAUAUCACAGGGAGGCCUGAAGAGAAUUUAUGAGAAGUACACCUGGAAGCUGUAUUCGGAGAGGCUGAUGACCCUGACUGGCGUGUAUGGAUUCUGGAAGUACGUGAGCAACCUCGAGAGGCGCGAAACACGGCGUUACCUUGAGAUGUUCUACGCUCUGAAGUACCGUAGCCUGGCGGCCGCUGUUCCAUUGGCUGUCGACGGCGACAAUGCUGGCAAUUAGUGCGACGAAGGGAAGAGGUGCGCCAUCAGUGGGCCAAGUGAUGGCUGCGUUAUGAUUGUUCUACCGUAGUUUUCAUUUGGUCUGUCAUGGGGUGUGUGUGUGUGCGUGCCUUUGAUCUCUUGGCACUCUUGCAAUGUUUUGGGCAGUGCUAGCUGCAUAGGUCACCUCCAAUAAACGCCUGGCACGUGGUGUUCAUCUUUCAGAGUUCAGUACAAUGUUCCGUUGCCUCACUCCAGUCUUCCAAAUUGAAUGCUCACUCAUUUUGUCAUGAAUGAAGUGAUGGUUGUGUGUCUAGAAGUAACAUGGUAAUGUUGUUUUAGUGAUGACUGUUACUAGAAGUGAAACUUUUUCUUAAGGAAGUUCAAAGUCUCAAUGUCUCAUGCAUCCUUGGAUGAAUAGUUGCAUACACACAACUGAAAUUUUUCUCAA